Molecule: messenger RNA, 3036 nt
Organism: Toxoplasma gondii ME49
Lineage: Eukaryota; Apicomplexa; Conoidasida; Eucoccidiorida; Sarcocystidae
Exons: 1
Coding region: 987-1352 (121 amino acids)
Source: RefSeq, a predicted model, not a curated record
CGCCAGGGAACGAUUUCUCUUUGGAUGCGUGUGCCAAACUCAGGGAAAAAAAGGCACUUCGGUUUCACCACUGUAGGAGACCUAAUAAUUUACGAGAGAGCAAAACGCGACAGAACACGUCAACGGUGGUAUAACCUUCAACGCCGCUUUUCUCAUGGUCUGACUCCAGAUGAUGUCCAGACAACGCUUCACGACAUGCCGCCGUUCAAUGCCUUUUCCGCCAUAAGUAAAUAGGUUUACAACGUUCUUCCCCUUUUUUUCCGUUGGUGCGUCAAUCGACUCCUCAGCGCCGCCCACGUCGGAUCCUGGAGUCACCGACUGCGCAAGAAGUCUCUCAGUUUCCUCUCUUCUCGAAAGCCUCCAAGCGUCUCUUUUCAGCGUUUCUCCUGCACUGAUUGCCCCCCGCGCCCUUGCGACUCGGAGUGUGAGCAAAGUUGCACUUCCACAGAUCUACGCCUGGAUAAAAACAACGACCUUCAGGGUCUAAUCCGGGCGUUCGACCAGUAGAGUUCACUGCAAACGAAACGCCCGCGCUCCUUUUCGCGGGUAUCUCUUCUGUCUCACAUAUCCAGGUGUUUCCUCGUGUUUCUUUCCCGUUACUCCACGCUCUGCUACCAGUGAAGACAGCCAUUCUCUCUGUCCUAUUGAACGAGGUCAAUCACGUCUCCACAAGGGAGAAACGAAGAACCCUGGGGGGGGGGGGGGCAGAGCGCGUCCAUGUUUCUUUAUUUUCUUUGUUCUUGCCUCCAGCUCCGUAGGCAAAGACCUGUAGACCCCGCCGGUGACCUCUUCCCGACGGAUUCACGCAGAGUCCUCUCGUCUUCAGUGCGUCUGACGAAGACGGGACUCCUCGCUGAAGAGAGGAAACACAGCAGUUUAUGACUGAAUACAUGACGGCACUAUUAUGAGGUCGAUUUCGACGUCUGAAUGAUGUCGCCUCCACACUAGGGAGCUGGGAAGGGCAGGAUCGCGAACGGCAUUUUGUCAUGUCUCUGCCAACGGGAACAGUCUCCGUUACAUGCGGAGACGACCGCCAGUUGUCGCGUGGCCUGAUGGGGUUCAACGGAAGCAAACGGGAAAGAAAGAUUUUCACUCAUUCGCCCAGAUGCUUCAGGAGGAAGUUUUGUUUCUCCUUCUGGACCGCCACAACCAACUCGGCGAGGAAGAUCGGGUCCCAGUUCUCUUCGCAGAGACGAGUGAGGAGAAGCAGCAGAGGAGUCGAAGGAGCCGCGCCCGAAGAAGGAAGAAGAAGAUUUGCAACUUCCACGAGCAGCGCAAAGGCUUCCCUGGCGCUCGUGAGCUCCUCUGCAGAGUACGUCGAAGAAGGAGCUGUUGAAGACAUAGUGACCUAGGGCGCAGAUGCUGAAGCUUCAGUUGCUAUCCAGGUGCUUCCACCUCAGUGACAUUCUCUUGCAUACAUUGCGCUUUCAAGGGACCUCAAAAACGGUGCUUUGCGAGUGUCAAUGUCAUCAAUAUAGUCAAGGAAAUAGUUGGUUCUGCAUGUCCUGAGUACGUAAGAGGCAAAAAGAUGCGAAGUAUAGAGGCAAUUUCAUCGGAAACCGGUGCGGUUUAAAGAGGUAGCUACGGCGUUAAAUACCACACAAAACGCUGUACACCUCUCAAUUGGUAAUAAAGACAGUUAUCGUAGAAGUACCCAGCCAGUUACUGAGGAACAGCCACGAGCCCGAAACCACAACUUAGUAUGAAUGAAUGCACGAAAACACACCGGGACCUCAGUGUGCGAACGGAGAGAGAGGGAAGAGAAACCAGCAUGAUAGACAAAAAUCGGACAGAACUGUAGAGGCAAACAUGACACAGCACGAUGAAGGGCGGAACAAGGGGAGACAAAGGAUGCGUGACUGUAGGGAAGACAAAAGGUCAUACAGGGAAUAAGGGCCAAGAGCUUCGCAUGAUAACGCAAUCUCCACAAAAUAAUUCAAUCUAGACGUUUGAUAACCAAGAAGGGAUGGUGGUGACCCGGACCCAAACCUGGGGAACACAGGUGUCGAGAUCGAGAGGAAAACGCAGCGAAGGAACAGAGGACGAAAGAUGCUGCUGAAGCAAGCAGACUGGUAGAAUGUUCAAAAUGCAAAAGCAGGUAGGAAACGUAAGGUCGUGAGUUUUUUUAAAUGGGACGUCGUUGGAAUACUCCAGUAGUGGUCUGGUUUCAGCGUUUCAUAGCGGAAUCCUGAGCACACGAAAAACCCUCUGCUCCUCUCCGACACCCUAACGUCAGCUAUGUCGCUGUUCGACCCAUUCAGCGGUGAAAUAAGUUUAGGGAGUGAUGACCAGUUUUCUACGUCCGGAACUCGGCGGCGUGUCUUCGUCUUGCAGCAACCCGACCCCCUCGCAACAUCGUGGAUGCUCAUCCCACCGGCCAAUCACUUGAAUGUGGGGCUUUCUUCCAUAUACAUCCGGAGCGAUCUUGUUGAGACAUGAAGAAAAAACAAGAAAUAUCAAGGAAUUUUUUCCCUGUGAACCCUAUAUCGCUCACCUGCGUAUUUUCGCAGCGGAGUCUGCGCCCGACCUGGGUUGGUGUGAGCCACCAUCAGCGUUGUAUGGCAUGCUGCGCGUGGGCGCGACUUUUCCUCAAUUUGACUGCCUGCAAGGGAACGGUUGUCUGCUGCGCCGUGGCAAAAAGUACAGUUCGGUGAAUGAGAGGCAAAACAUGCAGCUACAACCGUGACAGCGCUGCCGCGUCUGGGGAAUCACGAUGCAAACUGAUUCCAUACUCUCGCUGCACACUACAUGGGUUAGACGUGCCGUUCCUGCUGAGUUGCACGAGUUGAGCCCGUUUCCUCCUCUGUGGCAGUCACACAGAGAAGUCCUGCGAAGUUUCGCAAGCGAUGGAAGUGGAAAACUGAGCAACAAAGAAACCGUGACGGAGUGUAGGGAAUAACAACCAGGGCUUAACAUUUCAACCUUCCCUAAAGGAGGCGCGCAAGACCUGAGAGCUCUCCAGUUGAAAAAUCCUAUUCCUGGUAGGCGAGCUUCCGGUUGGACAUCUGCGUGCAUGGAGCACGUGCAUAAUUCCAC